Messenger RNA from Dentiscutata heterogama, 538 nucleotides. NCBI's taxonomy places the organism in Eukaryota, Fungi, Glomeromycota, Glomeromycetes, Diversisporales, Gigasporaceae. The record is from the annotation of a GenBank genome assembly.
GCUGAGUUAUCUGAAUGUCGUUCUUCUUCUAUGGAGUCUACUAGUUAUCAAGUUGCAGAAUUAGAAGCUGAAAAUAUAAGGCUAAAAAAAGAAAAAACUGAAUGUUACUUGGAUUAUUUGGAUCAAGAAAAGAACAGAAUUAAUGUAAAGUUACUAUAUAAAUUUUAUAAAGAGCUUACGUUAAGACAGAUUGAAAUUAAUGUGCUUCAAGAAAAAGUGCAUGACUUAGAAAAACAAGUAAUAAGUAGAAAUACAAUAAUUUUUGAAAAUGAAAGCAAUGUAGAUGUAAUACCAACACAAAGCUUUAUGAAUUUAGAAGAUGAGAACAAGCAACUUGUUGAACAAGUCUUAGAACAAAAUAAAAGAAUAACAAGAAUAUUAAGAGUUAAAGAGGUAAAGCUAUCACUGAUUAAUUUUGAAACAGUGAUCCAAAAGUAUGAAGAGGCUGUAUAUAAUUAUCUAGGUUAUAAGUUUAAAGUUUCUGAUAAUAAUGACAUUCAUUUAAUAUUAGUUAAAGAUGACAGUGACAGUGAUAUGA